Leptinotarsa decemlineata (Colorado potato beetle) is the source of this 3048-nucleotide messenger RNA. RefSeq lists its product as uncharacterized. The record is from RefSeq and is a predicted model, not a curated record. Gene Ontology annotation, biological process: regulation of transcription by RNA polymerase II. Gene Ontology annotation, molecular function: RNA polymerase II cis-regulatory region sequence-specific DNA binding; DNA-binding transcription factor activity, RNA polymerase II-specific. NCBI's taxonomy places the organism in Eukaryota, Metazoa, Arthropoda, Insecta, Coleoptera, Chrysomelidae.
CCAGUCACUUUUUUUUCAGCUGAAAGUCGGUCGAAUACAAGGUUGGAAAAAAUACCUUCAACUCCCACAUCACACAAUGAUGACGAGGUUAAUGGAGACAUUAGCGGAGAUGAGCACAGCAUCAUCAGUGACCACAACCCUCAUCCAAACGAUGAAAAUUCCAUGGAUUCUGACAGGGAAGGAGCUUUGAAUUUGGUGACCGCAACAAACGAACAACCAAGGAUAUUAACGCCAAAUUCGCAAUCACAAGUCUCUAGUUCGAGUCCUGGGGUAGGAGCAGCCCUGGCAGCGUUAGGUGGUCUAGGAGGGAUUUUCGGUAAUCAUCUGCAGAUGUUAGGCAGCCUUUCGGCCUUCCAAAGGCCGCAAAAUCUACAGCAAUUGCAGCAGUUGGCCAUGCUGCAACAAGCGAGCGGAAAUCAAAUAAACCAACAGGCUCAGUUUCUGUUUCAAAAUCAGGGUUUCCUACAGGGUUUUCCAAGAUCGGGUCUACCAUCGAGACCCCCCCAUUCAAUGCAGGUACAGCAAAUGGCUGCUCAGCAAUUACAGCAGCUGCAGAAAGUACAACAAAAUACUAGCCAACACAACACCAGCAUUACCCAAAACGCACCCCUACCUCAAACACAAACGACACCUCCAAACAACACCCACCACAUACCAGCCAGUAUACUCACUCCCAGUACGCCCAGUUCGGGGGGACUAACGCCGCAGCACCUAAAAAACCCUUCACGGCUCAUGGAACCAUCUCCCGAAGAAACUACCGAUUUAGAAGAGCUCGAACAGUUCGCGAAAACCUUCAAGCAAAGAAGGAUAAAACUCGGAUUCACCCAAGGAGACGUUGGAUUGGCCAUGGGAAAAUUGUACGGCAACGACUUCUCCCAAACAACGAUAUCCCGAUUUGAGGCGCUCAACCUAAGCUUCAAAAACAUGUGCAAGCUGAAGCCUUUGUUACAAAAAUGGCUAGAGGAUGCUGACAGUACGUUGAGCAAUCCUGGUGCUCUUAGCAACCCCCUAACAACGCCAGAAACUAUUGGCAGGAGAAGGAAGAAAAGAACAUCCAUCGAAACAAGUGUCAGAGUAGCUCUGGAAAAGGCCUUCAUGCAGAACCCGAAGCCAACUUCAGAGGAGAUCACAAUGCUGGCGGAUAACCUCUGUAUGGAAAAGGAGGUAGUCCGAGUGUGGUUUUGCAACAGGAGGCAGAAGGAAAAACGAAUAAAUCCUCCUACAGCCAGCAUGGGAUCACCAUGCUCUGUCGGCAACAGCAACGGUGGCAUGUUUCACAUCGCUAACAGUUUAGCGACUAGUCCUCUAUCUCUGGUGACAUCCAGCGGCCAUAGUUAUAAUCCGAAUGUGAUGGUCAAACAAGAAUGACCCCAACUGAACUUUUUUGCGGACCACUAUUUGGAAUAGUGGGCGUAUUCGUGCAAUGAUAUUGAAUAAUUUCAACGUAUACUGUUUCCAGAUUGUGGUUGUACCACAAUCGACGACUGUUCAGAAAUAAAACAUGCCAAAAAUGUGAGGAAACUGCUGUUUGUCAGUUCACUACACAUUGGAUCUCAGUGUCAACAUAAUCAUUUACUUGGAUCAAGUAAUUCUCCUCAUUUAUACAAAGGCAGCACUCUAUUUUGUCGCCUGUCUUCCACUUCGAUUUAAUUUCAAACCAUUGGCGUUGCAGGACUGCGUGUUUUUAAAGUUAUUCUGCUGACUGUUUUUGUUAUUUAUUUAUGCCAAAUAUACUUAUGUCCAUAUAGCUUAGACUUAAGGUUGUCGCAUUUUGUUUCAUAGCUAUUAUAUUUUAACGUUUGAGGUGUACAGCUAUACUGUAAAUAUGAAAAUUAUCGGUUGCUAUUCUUUUUCGUGAGUUGUUAAAAGAAUUGUUGAGAUAUUAGCAGAUGACAUUCACUCGUUAAGCAGGGUCUCAUAUUAUUAUCUAUUUGAAUGACUGUCACUUGCUAGUCGUGUACAAUUUGUAGAUAAAUACAUGUUAUGAAGGUAAAUAUAUUAGCAUUCUAGGUAGAUAUCCGUUUAGCAUCUGGUGUAUAUGAUCAACUCUUCGUGUCAGUGUAUAUAUUGAAUUUAGCGGUUCUUUUUUCUACGAGGACCAAUAUAGAAAUGUUUAAAGUUCCUAAUAAGAAAUAAUCAUUGUUGAUAUCAUUAUUGAAAUUGCUCGUAGAGUACCACAAUUUUCCAAUAUUUUAUUUAAUACCGCGAAGUUUCAAAUCACAAUAGACUGACGGCGUCUUUUCUGUUUGAAGACCUGAAUAUUGGGAAGAAUAGGGUCUAGUUUUUUUAAGUUUUACACACAUAUAUUUACCUAAUACUGUUGUUUUCAAAAUAAUGAAACUAUUUGAAUCAUAUCACUUGAAAGGAAUUUUCCAUAACUGCUAUGGUUCAAUUAGUAAAAGUUUGGAUACGAAUACCUACAUCUCUUUGCCGGUAUUCGUAUGCAGCUGAUUUGGUAUUUUGUAAUACAUAUAAACGUUCAAAAGUCAGUUGUUCUUUACUGCCAUAUCUAGCUCGAGCUAGGUUUGGCAAGUAUUACACCAACUGGACUUAGGGGAAUGUUCAAAGGCUAAUCUUCUGAAAGUGAUCAACAUAUCGUAAUUCUUUAGCUGUAUAGUAUUUUAAAGUUAUCUUUUCAGCCUGUGAACAUUUCAGAUAUCCAAGUCAUAUCAAUGUGAAUUAGUGUAAGAUACAUUAUCUUGGAACGAUAAUAUCCCAACUAAUGAUUUUAAUUCGGUCUGAAGUUUUUAAACACUCCAUAGAACAUUAGUCCUGUAGGUAUAUGUGUGUAGUAUAUGUGUUAGAGGUUAACAACUAUGGCCAGAAAACUGAAGGUUUCUUGAAUCCAGUUGCACUCCAAAUUGGUUUACGACUUUUUGUACAAUAAAUGUAAUGGUAAAAUCAGUUAUAUAUAGAUCGAUGUAAGUAUUAGUGAAGUGAAAAACGAUUUCGAAAAUGUAUAAGACCCUAUUCAGAAGUGUAACAUAUACAACUGUGGUCUAGGCAAUAACAUGUACAUUAUUUUCAUUAAAGAAAUGAAUUCAUAAA